Molecule: messenger RNA, 2019 nt
Organism: Mobula hypostoma (lesser devil ray)
Lineage: Eukaryota; Metazoa; Chordata; Chondrichthyes; Myliobatiformes; Myliobatidae
Gene: vamp4
Product: vesicle-associated membrane protein 4
Exons: 8
Coding region: 187-612 (141 amino acids)
Biological process (GO): Golgi ribbon formation; vesicle-mediated transport; SNARE complex assembly
Cellular component (GO): trans-Golgi network; membrane; SNARE complex
Source: RefSeq, a predicted model, not a curated record
GAGAGAAGAGGGACUUGCCCUCCAGCCGCCUGGUUGCUGCGAGAGGCUCUGUCACUGUUGCUGUUCUUUCCGUUUCUUUGGCCACCAGUCGCCACCGCCGCCGCUCUGCGUCUCACCAAGGCGGAAGGUUGAUCAUUCAGAUCUCCUCAGUUUGAGGCAAAGACGAUAUAUCAUUGGACUGUAACUAUGCCACCUAAGUUUAAACGACACUUGGAUGAUGAUGACGUGACAGGUUCUGUAAGAAGUGAAAGGCGGAACCUGUUAGAAGAUGACUCUGACGAGGAAGAAGACUUUUUCCUAAGGGGGCCUACUGGACCUAAAUUUGGACCAAAGAAUGACAAGAUUAAACAUGUUCAGAAUCAAGUUGACGAGGUUAUUGAUGUGAUGCAGGAGAAUAUCACCCGAGUGAUUGAACGAGGAGAGCGGCUUGAUGAACUACAAGAUAAAUCUGAAAGUUUAUCUGAUAAUGCCACAGUUUUCAGCAACAGAGCAAAGCAGUUGAGACGUCAGAUGUGGUGGAGGGAGUGUAAGAUGAAGGCCAUCAUAUCGGUGGUUGUCGUAAUUGUCUUGUUAGUUAUCAUCAUACCUGUAAUUUUGAAGAAUCGCUCAUGAUGAGACAUGCACAGUGAUAAUGCAGGAAAGUUACUGCCUCAGUCUCUAGAAACUAUUGGAGAUACAUGUAUAAUAUCUCGGUUAUAGUUCUAUUCAUUUUGUACAGAAGAAAUCUGCACUCAUGAGCACUCAACAUAACGAUUCCCUUCUGGAAUAGGGGACCAAUGCAUUACCUAACUGCUAUUGACAGGAAGGGUAGUUUAUUUCCUUUUAAGUAUAUUGCUUCAUUGCCAUGAAAGAUUUUUUAAAAUCGUUGCAGAUAAUUUGAUUUUAGUGAAAUGUGGUAUCUGAACAAGUUAAUUGUCAUCCAGCUUUCCCCAGUUUUCUUGUGGGAAACACCUCACAUUUGGGUACACAAGUCUAAUCAACGAAAGCUGAUGUGCUUUUGCACAGUGAAGAGCAUUUCAAGAAAACCCACUCCCUUUCACUUUCUCAGAUGCGUAGAUACAAGGUUAUUCCAGCAAGGUCAAUAGAAAAGGGGUCAGAUGUAAGUACCUAAGCUAAUAUGAUACUGAGCCUAUUUGCAUCUUAUUUUCCAUCAAAGCAGAAAUGUACCAACCCUGCAUAAUCAUGGCGUUGAGCACAGUCUUUCAGUGUGGUUUACUACUGCAAUAAUUGACCAAACCAUUAAAUAAAUAUUUGACAUUUGUACUGAGGUGGAGGAGGACUGAGUGAAUUCUACAAUGAAGCAAAGAUCAAUUCAUAGAACCCUGUUUCUGAGCAGAAUUUUUCAGUCGUGAUAUUUGUUAAAUUACUUAAAGUUGUUGAUAAUAAAUUACAUGCAAUUAUAUUUUUGACAAUGCCAAACUGUUGUUUUACUUUGAAUAUUCUUUGUCAUGUAUGUUUUAAGAUGUGUUUUGCUUCAGAAUUUUGGAUUUAUUUGAUUGUAAAUUUACUUUGUAAUAAAAUCCAUAAUAACCAGUAGAUCAUCCAGAUUGCCACUUGCACAUGAUGUUUGGUGAUUGGAUUCACUUGAUCUUUGUUGGGUGAGAUGGAUUUUUAUUAUUUGCUUUAUACCUCAGGAGUAAAUUAUCUCUGACCGUGCACUGAGUCAGCUGUAGUAUGACUAUGCCUGUGGAAAGUUACUUUUUUAACGUAAAACAACUUUCUGUCCUGUUUUCAAAAGGGAAAAUUCGAUUCCUACAUUCUCGAUCCUUGCCAGUGUUAGGGAGCUAAUAGCAUGUGUCGAAGGGGAGGCCUGUUGCCUCUUUGUUCUUUAGGGUAUAGUUGGAUAGUGUAACUCAGGCUGAGAAAUACCCCCAAUUUAACACUGUGUGCAGUUUAAUGGGGUGACAAAACAUCAAAUUGUAUGUUUAUUGUUAUGCUCUUUUCUUAGUGUUUCAGUUAUUUUUUUAAAACCAUUGUUUCUUUAUCCGACACACAUCAAAGUUGCUGGUGAACGCAGCA